CUUGAACUGACUUGUAGAAUUUCCUUCUUCAAAGUAAUGCGAAGAACCAUCAAGAUUGAUUAAAAUCGUCUAGUGUCUGUUUUAAGAGAUCUCUUAAUCGAUUGUUCGUUAUAUGUAUAUAUAUCAAUAUAUAUAUAUAUAUAUUUUUUGUCAUGUCAAGGAUGUGUCAAUAAUGAAUUAAGGGAAUGUCCUGUAAUACCUGCCAAAUAAAAUUUUCAUUCUUUACAAGAGACAUUGGUUGCCCGAGCUGCGGCUUUUCUUACUGCAGCAAAUGUCUCAAGUACAAAUGCGAUAUUCCUGACAUAGGGAGAAAGAAAGUUUGCGGACGUUGUUACAACAAGUUGAACAGAAUGAAGAGAUCGAGUGAUUCGAGUCCCGAUGACAUUGCGGACGAUGCUCUCAUGCCUGAUGUGAACGAGAAACCACUUGCACCAAUUGAUAUCACUAUGAGAUUGGAUUUGUUAGAAAAUCCAGUAAAGCCUCCAAUAGUGAUAUAUGAGCAUACAAAUCAUUGGGACAAGCUUAAAAUGGGACUAGAUCCAGCCGAUCAACAGAUUGUAGAUAGAUUACGAAAGUUGAAAGAUGAGGAACAAAAUAUUCCAUUGCCUACUGUCGAGGAGAUAAAGCAAAGAUUAGCAUUGCUGAAAGAUCAAAAUCCAGAAGCCAGUGGAAGUAACAGCAUAAAUAUACAUCAAGUAGAUACUCGAACAGAUCAAGAAAAAGCAGAUGAUUUGAUUCAAGAAUAUCUCGCACAAAUGGACCUACCUUCGACUAGCGAUUGCAAGGAUAUUCAAGAGAGACUCAACGCUUUACAGGAUGGUAAAACUUGUCUUGAUCGAGACAUGAAAGAGAAAAUUGACAUUUAUAAGGAGAUAUGUGAUUCAACAAGCACUGAUAGCGUCGAGUUAAUUAGCAAAAUUUCGGCAAUGGAAAUAGAGACUUCUCCAAACAUAGAAGACGAAGAGGAUAAAGAUGAGGAUAAAGAUGAGAGUGUAAAUGAAUGUGUAAUGUGCUCACGAACUGCGAAUGAAUCAGAACUAUACAGAUGUGCAGGUUGUACAGGCGACCUUUACUGUCCUUUGUGUUUUGAGAGCUCUCAUGAAGAAAGUGAAAUGCUGGAUAAGCACAAAGCGGUUCGCUUUAUCAAGGAAGAUAAAAGAGAUCAAUUAUCCUCUGCCAAGAUGAGCCUUAUACAGAAACUAUUAACGUCAGAUUGUUCAAAGAAUAAUCACUAAUAAUUUGUAAAUUUGUAUAUCUGUUAGGAAAUUUUCAGAGACAAAAGUUUUACACAGAUUUACAUUGUUGAGUUGGCUGUAGUCAGACAGUAUUGUAUGCACACAAGAUUAUAAUGCUUUUAACAAAAUGAUUCAGUAUGUUCUCCAAUUGCUUAAUUCGGAUGAAUUUUUCAGUCUCUGGAAAUUGAGAAUACGCUUCGUCACUCGCUUUUGGCUGUGUCGUUCCAUAGUGUGGUAAUUUUUAUUCAUUGGUCUUAUUAUUAACUUCCUAUUUCUAAUAUUAUACAACAGAUACAUAAUGAUGUACCCUCGUAUGCAUCGAAUAUAGUCGGAUAUAGAUGAUAUUGCAUUAACAUUUAUUAUAGAAAAUGCUAUUCUUUAUAAUUCUUCGGAAUAAAGUUAUUUUGGCUAUUGUUAAUGAA
Molecule: messenger RNA, 1657 nt
Organism: Solenopsis invicta (red fire ant)
Lineage: Eukaryota; Metazoa; Arthropoda; Insecta; Hymenoptera; Formicidae
Product: abscission/NoCut checkpoint regulator
Exons: 6
Coding region: 186-1235 (349 amino acids)
Biological process (GO): mitotic cytokinesis checkpoint signaling; abscission
Cellular component (GO): midbody; cleavage furrow; centrosome
Molecular function (GO): metal ion binding; phosphatidylinositol-3-phosphate binding
Source: RefSeq, a predicted model, not a curated record